AUGAGUGGUUGGUUGAGGGGACUGGGAGCGGCAGUGGUAGUGUUGCAGUUGGUUGAGGGGAGUGGGAGCGGCAGUGGUAGUGUUGCAGUUGAGGGGACUGGGAGCGGCAGUGGUAGUGUUGCAGUUGAGGGGAGUGGGAGCGGCAGUGGUAGUGUUGCAGUUGAGGGGACUGGGAGCGGCAGUGGUAGUGUUGCAGUUGAGGGGACUGGGAGCGGCAGUGGUAGUGUUGCAGUUGGUGAGCUGAGGGGACUGGGAGGGACAGGGGAAGAUGAGUGGACUGUUGGACUUUCUAUCGAGAGCGCAGUGGGGGAGGAGGGAAUUGCCAUCCCGAUGGAUGUCAAGAGUCGUGCCGGUUUUUCCUCUACUUCCUCCCAUGCCGCCUCUCUUCCCCGUGUAGAGCAGCACAGCUCCGGUCGAGAGCUUUCAGCCAGCUCCCCUAAUUCAUCAUCCCCCGCCGUCAUCCCUUACAUCAUCGUCCCCGUCACCCUCGUCAUUGUCGUCAUCUGCGUCAUGAUCUACUUCCGCAUCCGGCCGUUCCACAGGAUGAUCAGUGAGGUGACUACUCCCUCCCCUCCGUACUCCGCCAUCGCCGCCGUCAUCGUUGCCAUCAUCGUCGCCAUCAUCAUUUUCAUAUUGAUUGAUGGCUUGUGGCUUAUGCAUCGUAAACACGCAGACGAUGGUGCUUGCAAUAAGGAGUUUGAGAACGGAUGCAAAAUCUGCGCCUAA
Babesia bigemina is the source of this 726-nucleotide messenger RNA. RefSeq lists its product as hypothetical. Bases 1 to 726 code for a protein of 241 amino acids. The transcript is spliced from 11 exons. The record is from RefSeq and is a predicted model, not a curated record. Lineage: Eukaryota; Apicomplexa; Aconoidasida; Piroplasmida; Babesiidae.